AUGGCCGAUGUGAAGACGCUCGUACAUCUUCGUGGCCAAGCGAAAGCCAAGGUGACCAGGAUACGGAAAGCCAUUGAAGAGACUUCGGAAGCUGGCGUUGUUCAAUUUACCCUCGCCCAGCUAAAGGUGUAUGCCAAGAAUCUGGAGGCCCACUUCCAAGAGUACCUCAGUUUCCAUCACCAAAUCAUUGCAUUGCUGCCGCCGGAAAAGCUAGAUCAGAACGAUGAUACGUACAUUCAGUUUGAGACUCAUCACAUCGAAACCGCUACGAUGGUGGAAGCCCUGAUCCAGUCCGUUAUACCGCAACCCACUCCUCCCGCAGUAGUGCCCAUGCCUGCGCCAGGUUUCCAGCAACAGCAAAUUGUUGUACAGCAGCAACCGCUUCCGGUUCCUAUCCCUUCGUUUGAUGGGAAGCCGGAGAAUUGGCCAAGGUUCCAGCAGGUGUUUUCGGAUAUCAUGGCCAGAUCCAGGGACUCCAAUGCAGUCAAGCUACACCAUCUUGAGAGGGCACUUGCGGGUGGAUCUGCCGCCAAGAUCAUCGACCCAAAAACGCUCAGUGAAGGCAAUUUCAUCCAUGCUUGGGAGCUGCUGCUUGACGUUUACGAGGACGAACGAAAGGCAGUAGAUUCGCAUAUCCAUGGCUUGCUGAGCUUGAAACGUAUGAGCAAGGAGUGCUCCAAGCAGAUGAGGGAGCUCAUAAACGAAUUAACCCGCCACGUUGAAGGUUUAAGGCUGUUGGAGCAGAAUUUGGAAGGCGUUUCCGAGCGUUUUGUUGUCGUCGUCCUAUCCGAUGCAUUCGAUCCCGAGACGCGGAAGCAGUGGGAGGCCACCAUUCCCCAUAAGCAGAUUCCGAAUUACGAAGACACCGUGACGUUUUUGAAGGAGCGAUGUUCGUUGUUGGAGCGUUGUGAAGCCAGUCACCCAAGGUCGUCGUCAGCCAAGGAAUGCAGUCAGAAGUCUAUCCCGAAGCCCCCUACGAUGAAAUCGUUCGCUAUGGCUACACCCGUAGCUAAUAGUGAUGCGAAAUGUGAGAUCUGCAGUGCGAGCCAUCCCAACUUUAAGUGUGAUAAGUUUAUAUCUCUGACGGUACCCCUACGCAGAGUCAAGCAAUUCACCGUGCCCAAACGCAGCAACUUCUCCCCAACGGACGGAAUUUCCCGGCAAUCGCCAACCGGCCGGAAGCGGACGGAUCCGUCACGUAAUCGGUCCGAGGAGACUCAGGGGAUCUCCACGUGGACACGGUCCACCCGCCGGUUCGUCAACCUACCGGCACGGCAGAGUAACCGCCAUCGCAUCGGCGUGUGA
Ochlerotatus camptorhynchus is the source of this 1305-nucleotide messenger RNA. RefSeq lists its product as uncharacterized. Lineage: Eukaryota; Metazoa; Arthropoda; Insecta; Diptera; Culicidae. The transcript has 2 exons. The record is from RefSeq and is a predicted model, not a curated record. The coding region runs from base 1 to 1305 and encodes 434 amino acids.